AUGGAUAUUCUCACGCCUUCCACCACCGACGACACAGAUUCUCCAUCGUCUCUGACCGUCGAAACACCAAAUUCUGGGUCCCAAGAUCAAAUUCUCCCGAAAGAAAACGAAAUCGACGAUAAAACAGCGGAAGAAGAGCGUAAGCAACGUCGUCUGGAGCGUCGAAAAGCGCUAGCCCUCGCCAGAGGUCCUGGCGCUCCAAGACUCGGAAAUUCCGGAAAUAACACAAUCGAUCUCACGAAUGAAGACGAUCACCCGAGUAAUCGAUGGUUUAAGAAGACGUUUAACACUGGAACGCUGCCAAAGAAGCCAAAAAGUCCGGAAGAUUCGAAAAAGUUCGCCGUUCCAAGGCAUAUAGGCAGAAAUGCCCCGAAGAGCUUACUCGUCAGAGAGACUCUCCAGAAUAAGCUAAAGGCGUCAAUGUCCGUAAAGCGGCGGAAGGCUCAGGAGGAGCGUCGGAAGAUGUAUGAAGAAGAUAAUGAGCAUUUGAAGGUGUCAAGUGAGGAGGAAGAGGAAGAAGAGGUGGUUAUCAAGAAGAAGAAGACGAAAAAGCCAGAAGAGGAGUACAAUAGUGAGGAUGACGAGGAUUAUAAGCCGCCGGAGGAGGAUUCAGAAGAUAAGGAGGACGAUGAAAUGAGCGUGAACCUUCUCAACGACUCCUUCACCUUUGACGUCUUCAAUAAUGCCAAAAGAUCGGGUCCCGGGUCGGUAUUCUCUAUUGAGGAGUCCCCUGAGGAGACGGUGCCCACGAUGAGUCAGCUACUCGGUGGAGGUGGGGAGAGCCAGGAGGACCUUCUGAACUUCUGUUCUGGAAAGUUCGAAGAGUUUCCGGAUACACUGCAAAUGCUGCUGGCUCCUGGAGGCGUUGGGGAGGCUUCUGAAGGUUCUAAGCGUUCAGAAGACGUCGAAGAGGAGGAGGAGGAGGAGGGUCCCGUGAAGUCAAAGAAGAAAUCUAGGAUUCUGGAUUCUGACGAUGAGGAAGAAGCUCAAGAGAGUGUAGACGUCUUUGCAGAACUGAAUCCCCCUGAAAAAAAGGAAGAACUACCUGAAACGGUCCCUGAAAUGCAUAGAACUAGGGUGGUGAUCAGUGAGGAUGAGGAUUCAGAAGAGGAGGAAGCAGAAGACGUUGAGGAGGAUCCAGAAGACGAGGAAGAGCCAGAAGAAGAAGAAGAAGAAGACAACGCUCCAGAACCCAAUUUCGACGACGAGGAUGACGAGCUGGCUGUCAUCAAGCGAAUCGAGCAUCAGGAGUACAAGAAGCAGAUCAAGAAGCGCACUCUGUUCGACGACGAAGCUUCGUUGUCAGGUGACGACGUGGGAAGUGACCUGGAGGACGAGGAAGGCGUGGAGAAUGCCUAUGAAGCAGAAGAGGGAGAUGCAGACGACGUGCCGGAUGAUGACACGAUUCGAAAGCAGAAUUUUAGAAUGUUGUUGAAGCAGGAGAAUGAUAAGGAGACGAGAGCGCUCGCGAAGCUUCAAGAACGUCUUCUGGCUGAUGGCGACCUGGGAGGUGUGGAGACGAACCGACAGUUCAGGUUCAAGCUACGAGAGGAGAUGGAAGUAAAGAUUGGCAUGGGAGACGAUGGCGCCGAAGAGCAACAGGAGGACGAGGAGCCCGAUGAGGAUGAGGAGAAGAAGAAGGAGCGCGCGGAGAUGAUCAAGUAUCGAAUUGAGCACGCCGAGGAGUUGCUACUUCUGGAGCAGACUCAUUCGAACGAAGAUGAUGCAAUUUUCGCGCGCGCUGGAAGAAUGAUGAUGAGGAAGACUGAAAAAGUGGCGGCUGGGGAAGCGGAAGACGCUGGAAGCUUCCAGAAACACCUAAAACCAAGUCUUCUUUCGAAAACUGCGCUGGCAGUUUCCUUCCAAGAAGUUUUGAACUCGGGCGGUGCGGCGCCGAAGCAGAUGUAUGUGCAGAAUUUCGAUGGAGAGAGGAGACAAAGCAGCGGUUUGAAGCGUGGAUUGACGACGACGACUCCACCGAAAUCGGCGGCGAAACGUGUCAGAUCCAGCAAAUUGAGCUCAUUGGAAUAA
Caenorhabditis briggsae is the source of this 2031-nucleotide messenger RNA. Lineage: Eukaryota; Metazoa; Nematoda; Chromadorea; Rhabditida; Rhabditidae. The record is from RefSeq and is a predicted model, not a curated record. The transcript has 4 exons. Gene Ontology annotation, biological process: mitotic DNA replication checkpoint signaling; mitotic G2 DNA damage checkpoint signaling; activation of protein kinase activity. Gene Ontology annotation, molecular function: anaphase-promoting complex binding. The coding region runs from base 1 to 2031 and encodes 676 amino acids.